AUGGCCUCGCUUCCGGUGAAGCCUAUACCUUCCGGCCACUUACAGCUUCUUCGCCGAAAUCUCAUUACUCCACCGUCAAUGGUAUCCUCCGGUUUAAUCAAAAGGCAGCAUUUCUUAGGACUCUCUUCUUAUGAUCUAUGUAUUGAUGAAUCUGUGAGGCAUAUGAGAAGCCUUAUUAGGCCGUGGAGCAAUCGCCGGCGAAUAAGCAAAAGCGCCGGAGUAUCUAUGCCAGUGGCUUCUGCUGAUGAUUUUCCGGCGGUUUCUUUGGAAUCUUGGAAGCCCGACAAGACCACGGUGCCUCCGUCGCUGAGUGACGUCAUCUGGCCUGCAGCAGGAGCGUUUGCGGCGAUGGCCAUAAUGGGAAGAAUAGAUCAAAUGCUAAACCCUAAAGGGAUCUCAAUGUCGGUUGCACCACUUGGUGCCGUCUCUGCCAUUCUCUUCACCACUCCUUCUGCUCCUGCGGCUCGGAAAUACAAUAUGUUCAUGGCUCAAAUAGGUUGUGCAGCCAUUGGAGUGUUGGCAUUCUCCGUCUUUGGACCAGGCUGGCUCGCCCGCAGCACCGCUCUUGCCGCUUCCAUCGCGUUCAUGGUCAUCGCUCGUGCCAACCAUCCGCCUGGUAAUUGA
Messenger RNA from Arabis nemorensis, 624 nucleotides. Lineage: Eukaryota; Viridiplantae; Streptophyta; Magnoliopsida; Brassicales; Brassicaceae. The record is from the annotation of a GenBank genome assembly.